CAGAAAACCAAAAGGAACAGCCGCCAACGAAAAAAGUGGGAGUUUCCGAACCCCCGAAAGCUGCUUGUCGUCCUCGGAUUCCUUUGAUGCAGACAAGGGACUCCGUACCACCAUGUGGUACUCGACAGAGCUGCCAUUGGCGGUGCUGGGAGACUGCAGAUACAGCCAGAGGCGCCGGCAGAUGGGCUCAUCUACAGGCCGGAACCAGAUCGUCAGGGUCUGUACUCCGUACGGUGGACGGAGUAUGUAUGUAGGGAUGUGCUGGAUGUACGGUAGAGUAUCAUACCUUGGGGAGGGUGGGCAUCCACGCCAUCGUCCGGUUGCAAGGUGUGGCUGUAACAGCCCUAGCUUGCAGCUUCAAAGCUAGCCAGGGUGAGGUCGCCGUGAACCGCUCGAAACUUUCCCAGCAAACCUUCGAGCACUGUAGCGACGCCAGGUAUUUUUCGCGUCUUGGCGGGAAAACCAAAAAAAAAAAAAAAAAAAAAAAAAAGGGGAAGAAGAAAAAAAGACUAAAAACAAAACCACGGGUUUCGUGCGCAGGGGACAGGGGGAGAGCGGCCAAGGAGAGUGGACGGACGCUUGUCACCGACGCAGCUGGUCAGGAUAGCACCGCGAACAGGGACAUACAGCCUCUGUAACCGAUCGUAUUUGAAUGGCAAAACCUUGGAAUGGCUCACAGAGCUGAAGCAUAUGAAUUUUUUUAUUUUUUAUUUUUUAUUAUUUUUUUGAAUUAUUCGUCUCUGUUCCUCUUUAUUUUAAUCCCGUAUUUCACGGCCUUGCCGUCCUGCUGAAUACCUCGCCCCUCCUCAUUCCAUUUUAUUAAUAUUUUAUAUACUUUUUUCCCCCCUUGCCUCCAUCUCUUUCCCAGGCCGCACUGCUUUGCUUUGGAACUCAUUUCUGCCCUCGCCAUCUUCACCAUGUCCGGCUUGGAUCUCUGACAUUUAUUUCCACUGGAAAGUUGAUCGUCGAGGUUUCUUUCAUCUUUCUUUAGCCCUCACUCACCAUAUUAAAACCUCAACUCGGAUCCAGCUCUCUUCGGUCUGAAGAGGCUGUGUUGUGGGUGCGGUCGUCAAGAUGUGGUACCCAACAUUGCGUAUGCCUCAUCUCAACUUCAUCCGGAUACACUGUGAGUGCGCUACAUGAAGCACCCCCCAGUUUCACCCGGCUGCCUCCGGAGACAGGGUCCUGAUUGGGAAUCGCAAAAGCCAGAUGUCUAUAUACUCGCGCUCAGCAUCGUCGGCACCAUCGUCCUCUAUCCGAUCAAGAAUAUGAGGGGGAUUGACGCCUUCUUCCAGGCCGUCAGUGGCUCCACCGUCACGGGCCUUAACACCGUCGACCUCAAGGAGAUGAGCCUCUACCAGCAGAUCACUGUCUGGUUCCUCCCGAUGCUGGGCAACAUGUGCUUCGUCAACGUCGUCGUCGUCUACGUCCGUCUGCACUGGUUCGAGAAGAAGUUCAAGGACAUCGUACAAUUGUCGCGGCUGCCGUCCUCAGAGCGUUCUCGUGCUCAACUGCUCUCGGUGAGCCCAAAAGCUCAGAGCAGCGACGACACAGCGUACCCGCACAACAUCAGAGUCCUGCGUCCCGACCCUGCUCAUGAGGAGGCCGAUUUGGUCAAUCUACGGCAGAGGCCAGCUGCCAAGAGGGACGAGUCAUCGGACUCUCCAACGGCAGAGGAUCAGAGUCCGUCGUCCGAGAACAACAACGCUGAAAGACCGCCCGCACAGCCUGGCCACAUCACCUUCUCCUCUGACACCUUCGAUAAGCCGAACCGUGGGAAGGCACUCAGAAUCCCUGGCCCACGGGAGUUUGAGAAGGGCUACAAGGUGCAGGAGGUUGAUGAUGAGGACGAUGCUGAUAUGACAAAGAGCAUCGAUGAUCCGUUUGGUGCCGGCCCUUCUGACGCCUAUCGAAAGCUCCCUGCCAUGGAAAGACUGCUUUCUCAUGCUGCUUCCUUUGAACAUGCUGCCUCAUCCGCUUUCAUUAUUGGAGGUUCCUCCAGAAGUAGAUCGAGGUCCAGGUCCAGAGGCCCAAUGAACAGGGUUUCAUCCAGAGGUGCCGCCACUCAAGCAUUGCCGUAUCUCUCUUAUAACCCCACGGUAGGAAGAAAUUCCAAAUUUUUGGGGUUGACUGAGGAUCAAAAGGAGGAGCUUGGCGGCAUUGAAUAUCGCAGCUUGAGAUUGCUGCUGAAAAUUGCCGGCGGUUACUAUGUCAUUGGGCACAUCAUUGGGGCCAUAGGCCUCAUUGCGUGGAUAUGGAACUCCAAUCCAAAAUACCGGGAUUACGUCCGUGGGGAGUGUGCAGUCAAUCCUACCUGGUGGGCGUUUUAUUCGUCCAUGACAACAUUCAAUAACCUCGGAUUCACUCUCACUCCAGACUCCAUGAUCAGCUUUCGGGACUCUACUUUCCCAAUGCUGUGGAUGACCUUUUUGAUCUAUGUUGGGAAUACUGCGUACCCAUGCAUGCUGCGGUUGAUCAUCUGGAUAGCCUUCAAACUUACUCCCGAAAGUUCUUCGAUUAAAGAACCGCUGAACUUUUUGCUGGACCAUCCUAGACGUUGCUACACCGUCCUCUUCCCAAGCAAGGUGACUUGGUUGCUAUUUGGCAGCUUGGUUUUGAUCAAUGGCUUCGACGUCAUCUUGUUCUUAAUCCUGGAUCUCCAUUACCCGGAGGUCACCGCAAUUCAAUCCGGAUGGCAUCGAUUCUGUGCUGCACUGUUUCAAACUGCGUCUGCACGCACUACAGGAACCUCUAGCUUCGCCGUUGCAAAUGUACAUCCUGCUGCUCAGUUCAGCUUGAUGGUAAUGAUGUACAUUUCCGUAUUUCCAAUUGCUCUUAGUGUCAGAGGAACCAAUACAUACGAAGAAUCAUCCCUCGGCAUAUUCGAUUCUACAGAAGAACUAGUAGAGAUGAAGCGGACGUCUUAUCUGGGUGUCCAUAUCAAAAUGCAGCUGGCCUUCGACUUGUGGUAUGUCUUCUUAGGUGUUUUUGUGCUCGCCAUCGCCGAGGGCAGUAAAAUAGCCGAUCCGAAUAAUCCUGGAUUCAACAUGUUUUCCAUCUUCUUCGAAGUAAUUUCUGCCUACGGAAACGUCGGCCUCAGUCUUGGUCACCCAGACGUAAAUACUGCGUUGACAGGAAGAUUUGGCAUCGUUGGCAAAUUGGUAAUAUGCGCCAUGAUGAUUCGUGGGAAGCAUCGUGGCCUGCCAUAUGAAGUGGAUCGUGCUAUUAUCCUGCCUGGCGAGAAACGCAUCGUCGAGGAAGACGCGAGGAUUGAAGCUAUGAGCCAUAAUUUAAGCCGUCGACAUACCAAUUAAUAACAAAAAUACGCCUGGGCUUUUACUCUCGAUAACCACAACUGACGCUCCAAUGUCAACUACAGUCGACUUUUUAACGACCCCCUUUUUCUCUGGGAGGAUAUUUGAUGCAAAAGAAAGAAAAGAAUUGAAUAAUGUAUGACAAAGCUUUUAGACCUUGGAAAGGAUGCCGUUAUUUCAUACUUCGUGAUCAUAUUAUGGGUGUUCUGGGGUAAGGGAAGACUAAAACCAUUUUAGUCGGUAAUCUGCAGCGAAUAUGUUCGGGACGCCAUGUUAAGUUGAAGCACCAACGCAAGCAAUGACAAUAGAUGAAUGCAUUCCAAUCUUUAAAUAG
This is a messenger RNA of Coccidioides posadasii C735 delta SOWgp, 3648 nucleotides long. NCBI's taxonomy places the organism in Eukaryota, Fungi, Ascomycota, Eurotiomycetes, Onygenales, Onygenaceae. The record is from RefSeq and is a predicted model, not a curated record.